Penicillium pulvis is the source of this 1926-nucleotide messenger RNA. RefSeq lists its product as uncharacterized. The record is from RefSeq and is a predicted model, not a curated record. Lineage: Eukaryota; Fungi; Ascomycota; Eurotiomycetes; Eurotiales; Aspergillaceae. The coding region runs from base 1 to 1926 and encodes 641 amino acids. The transcript has a single exon.
AUGGCUCGCAAUCGCCCUCUUCCACUCGCCGAUGAGUGGGAAGAUCCUGAUUCCUUUAUAGAGGCACUCCUCUCUUUCGCAACAUCGAACGAGCUAUUCAUAAAUCUAUGUGGUGGCGUGCACAUCCUCGACUUCCUAACGCGCGAGCCCGAUUUAUAUACGACGCUACUCCCGGACGAUUGGAUCGCAUUUUUCGAACAACAUGACACGCAAGAUAUAAUCCGAUUGCUUCUACGAGAGAAUAUUGGGCCUCUACGAGAAGACGGUGGUGUGGACCGCACUUGGAACGGAGGCGCAUUCCCUCCCGCGACCCUCUUGGACUACAUUUACAACGUUCGUCGGUUGGCUCUUCGACGAGAGUUCAAGUCCCCCGACGCGGAAAAGAAUAAGAAACUGAACAAACAUGUUGCGAUGGGCAUGAAGAAGAAGAAGCUUCAUGAGGUGCAGCAUUUUUCACGAUAUGUGGCUGGCCUCUCGGAGACCGUUGAGCAACGGCGUGGUGAGCCUGUAUCUCACAUUGUGGAUUUUGGCUCUGGGCAGAAUUAUCUUGGACGAGCGUUGGCUAGUUCACCCUACCACAAGCAUAUUAUUGCCAUUGAACGAAAGCACCAGUAUAUCAGUGGAGCUAAGGACAUGGAUGUUUAUGCUAAACUGGCUGAGAAAGAGAAGAAGGAUCAGACGUACGUGGUCAACAAUAAAAAGAAUAAGGCUUGCAGUGCCUGCGAUGGGAACCCAGAGAUAGCAGACUCUGAGCAAACGGACACUCUUCAGGCCCAAGAAUCCGAUGCUAAAUUUGGAGAUGCCCCUGCGCGCGAAGUGGAGGAGAACAUAGAGGAUGUCACCAUUUUCAAAAUGUUGGGAGAAAUCAGCCUAGAGCCCGAAGAGCUCGCCGGUUCGAGCACACCCAAUGCGCCUCGCAAAAAGGCCCAGCAACCAACAAUCCAGGCUCGAGGCACGCUCAGUUACAUUGAACAUGAGAUUCAAGAUGGGUACCUGGAGCCUAUCAUCGACCAUGUGAUGAACCCAUCACCCGCAGAGACGCAAAACGGCAACAAGCCUGAGGAAACCUCGAUCACUGAGCAGCAUACGAAAGAAGGCCGAACAGAUCCUCGAGUCAUGGUUGUCUCCCUACAUUCAUGCGGAAACUUGGUCCACCAUGGCGUGCGCUCGCUUAUUUUGAACCCAUCAGUCAUCGCCGUCGCCAUGAUUGGCUGUUGCUAUAACUUGAUGACAGAGCGCCUCGGUCCUGCGACAUACAAACUUCCUAUCCUUCGAUCGGUUCACCCACGUCUCCACGAAACCGGAACUUCAUAUGACCCACACGGCUUCCCCAUGUCCAAGCUUUAUGAGAACUAUAAAAGUGCCGGCGCAGAGGGCAUGAAGCUGAAUAUCACUGCCCGCUCAAUGGCUGUUCAAGCUCCCUACAACUGGGGUUAUGCCGAUAGCGAAGGCUUUUUCACCCGUAAUUACUACCGUGCCCUCCUCCAACGCAUUCUCGUCGAUCGCGGCGUCGUCCCCAAGCCCGGCGCCGUCAAGGAUCUCUACGAGGAAUCACUUGGAACCAAAGCCUUGAUUGUCGGCGCAUUGGGCAAGAGUGCCUUCAAGUCUUUCACCGCGUAUAUGCGUGCCGCGAUAGUCAAGCUGACCCGCGAUCCGCACCACGGCGCCAAAGUUACGGAAAGAGUUAGCAUCAUGUCUGACGAGGACUUCCAGCGCUAUGAUACAGAGUAUCAGCAGGCGAGGAAGAAUCUGAGUGUUGUAUGGAGCUUGAUGGCUUUCAGCGCACAGGUUGUUGAGACUGUUAUCGUUGUGGAUAGAUGGCAAUACCUGCGGGAGCAUGACUCUGUCAAGGAGUGCUGGGUUGAGCCUGUGUUUGAUUAUAGCGAGAGUCCGCGGAACCUGGCUGUUAUUGGAUUGAAGAAGUGA